CAUCACAGCUGCUGGGAGCCUGACACCAAAUGUGAUUUAAAGAACUGAAAUGAUUAUUCACUCACUAGAAUGAAAAUACAUAACCGUUCAGAAGUUUUAUCAAUUCUUCAGUAUGUGCACAUUGAAAAAAAAUAGAUGUCAAGUGAGAUUCUCAUUUGUAACAAUGUUUUGGUUUUAUCUCUAUGCUCAAUCUGAAGCUACUCCGGAUUUCUCGGGGUACCUUCUAAAAAUUCUACAGAACCACACAGCUCAUGCGUGUGAUGGAGAUCGCCUGUCAGUAAGCUGCCCACCUCAGACAUCUAUUAGCAUUCUGUCUGCUUUCUAUGGUCGCCGUGUUCCCAGUGAAUAUCUGUGUCCCGGUAAAACGAACUCUUCUGCUGAAAGCACCAAUUGUGCUGCCCUCACUGCUAUACCGAAAGUGUAUGAUGAGUGUCAAGACCUACGCUCCUGCCAGUUUUCAGUUAACAGUCGGGUUUUUGGACUUGAUCCCUGUCCUGGGACCAACAAAUAUCUGAUUGUUUCAUAUAAAUGUAAGCCUGAUGGACACAAAAGCAAGCUUGCAUGUGAAAACGAAGAAUUACAACUCCAGUGUAAGAACCAAACCAUCCUUGUCCUAUAUGCUGCAAGUUUUGGACGAGUCCUCCAUGGGAAUAUGGAAUGCCCCUCUGUGAAUAGUACAACGCCAGAUAUUGAGUGCUUGUCACCUAUAGCUCUGAAACAAGUGUCAUCAAGGUGUCAUGGCAAACCGAAUUGUUCCAUCAUUGCCAGUGUUCUGAGUUUUGGUGAUCCCUGUUUCCCUGGAGUCCGCAAACAACUGCAAGUAUCAUACACAUGCGUUCCAAAAAAGCUGUUUGAAGAAACUGGUCAAGGAGCAGUGAAGCCAUUCCUAAUAUCGGAUUACACUCAUGGUGGUUGGUAUAAAGGCCCAAGAAUAUCUAUGCUUUAUGCCAAAGAUGUCGUGAUUGUUAGCAGUUCUCUGGCCACUUUUGCCCACCUUAGGGGUCUCCCAGAGAAGGCAGCACUAUACUUUGUGUCAGGCGUUUGUUCUGGCUUAGUAUUCAUCCUCUGUGCUAUUGGAUUUCAUAUGUUGGUGAGACAUGAUCUUAGGAAACUCCUCAGAGAGCCAGAAGACAACCAGGAGUGUGAAAAUGGACACACCAAGAUUUCAGAUGACGACGAUGAUGAUGCUUCCUCUGAUGUCUCAUUUAGACGGUUGACCAGACAGUACAGGACCUCAGACAAUAUCUUCAGCCCUGAGGUAGCAGCUGUAAUGGUAGACAGAGUUGAACAGAAAGAACAACGGGAUGAGGAAAUGUGGCUGAAUAAAGAAUCCAGUCCCUAUGCAAUUCAGAACCUGAAUCAGCAUCCAAGCUGAAAAUAAGAGCUGGGAGGAAUUAUACUGAAAGAUAAAGAUGAUGUAAACUUGAUGAUUAAAGUUUGAGAAUUUUAUGAAAUAGACUUGAUUGAGUAGUGAUGAUAUUUGAAGAAGACAAAUAUUUGAAUCUAGUGCGAGAAAAAUUAUAGAAACCAGGAUACAACUUUCAUAGUACUGACCACUGGGUCACUCUUUUCUGUUUUAUCACUUCCUUUGCUUUCUUGACUUGAAUGUUUUUUCAUGAUUUUCUUAUUUUCCUUUAAACUGUAUCCUUUAUUCUGUGGUUAAAGGACCUUCAAAAAUAGGAGCAGCAAUAGGCCAUUUGGUUCACUGAGCCUACUCCACCAAUCAACACGAUCAUUGCUCAUCCUCUCUCUCUAUAUCAUAAUCCCUCUCUCUCUCCCCAUACUCCUUUACAUAUUUAGUUUUUGGAAAUAUAUCUUUAAUAUCUUAUUUAUGUUCAAAAUGUUUGUCACUACAGCCUUCUGCAGCAGAGAAUUUCACCCCUGUCCACUAGAACACUAUUCACUGAACAAAGAAAAUUCUCCUCAUCUCAGUUGAAAAAGGCUACUGUUAUCCUGAGGCUGACUCCUCAUUCUGGACGUCAGAUUGUCCAGGUCUGUCAGAACUUUAACACAUUUCAAUGUGAUCCCCACUCAUUCUUCUAAACUCCACUGAACACUGUCCCAAUCACUUCUGAAACAACAAAUCUGCCGUGCCAGGAAUGAGACUAGUGAACGUUCCUGCACUCCUUCAAUGGAAAGUAUAUCUUUUCUACAGUAAGGAGACUAAAAUUGCACACAAUAUUGUAAUUGCAGUCUCAUCAAGAUCCUUAAAUCUAUAUUUAAGACUUCCUUGCUCCUGUACUCAAAUCUGUUUGCAAUGAAGGUUAACAUACUAUUUGCCUUCCUUACUGCUUGUUUUAUCUGCAUGCCUGCUUCCAAUGACCAGAGUAAAAAGACACUCAUGUACCUUUGAAUGUCAACAUUUUCCAAUCUAUCCCUAUUUAAAUCAUUUUGUACUUCCAAUUUACUCUACCAGUUCACAACACAUUUACAGUUAACCAUUUUAUACUGCAUCUGCCAUCUAUUUGCCCACUCAAUGUGUCUAAAUGGCACUGAAGUCUCCUUACAUCCUCUUCAUCACUCAUACUCCUACCUAGUUUUUUUGUUGUUAUAAAAUUUGAAAUGUUUACACUCAAUUCCCUGAUCUAAAUCAUUGAUUACAUAUUGUGAAUAGCUGGGGCCCCAAGAACUGAACCCUGCAGUUCCCCACGUAUCACCAUCCUCUGAACAUGACCCAUUUAUUCCUACAGCUUCCUGCCUGCUAACCAAUUUUCAAUAAAUGCCAGUAUGUUAACACUGAUCUCAUGUCCUGUACUUCUGCACAAUAACAUCUUAAGUUUUCAUUAAAAACAUACUGAAAAUCUAAAUACACCAUAUCCACUGAUUCACCUUCAUCUCUUCUGCUAAUCAUGUCCUUAACAAUACCAAUUGCCAAUCACUAUUUCCCUUUCAUAAAUUCAUGUUAACUUUGUGUAAUACUUUGAAUUUUGUUUUUGAAAAGUGUCCUGACUUUACAUCCUGUAUAAUUAACUCCAGCACUUUAUCUAACACUGACAUAGGCUAACUAGUAUAUAAUCCCUGCUUUUCUCCCUCCCUCCUUUUUUAAACAGUACAGUUAGAUUUACCAUCCUUAACUGUUCCAGAAGUACAAAAGUUUGGAAGAUGACAACGAAUGCAUCCACUAUUUAGUAUUCUGCAAUGUAGAUGUAGAUUAAUUGACAUGCUUGCCUCUAUUUCUCACCUUGCUCCUCUUGCGUGAGAGUUGUCAACACUGGUGAGAUGUUUCCUUAAAGGUAAUAUUAUACAAUCUCCCAAAUCCAACUGUCUACCCCAUUGCAAAUUUUCUUCUAAUUCUAUUCAUGGUAAUUCUGUUAUUAAAGAAAAUGGAGCAUAAAAACUCCCUGACACCUGUCUGAAGUUGAACCAAGCUUUAAAAACCAAUGUCCAAGAUAAACGUCACACCAUAUAUCAGUAUCCACUCAGCCUACAUCUACUCCCAUAAAUUGGUUCAACUCGUCCCUGUUUUAGCUCAUCAGCUGCUGGAACCUUCAGCCAUGCCUUUGUUGCCUCUGGAGUUGGUUUUCUAAGAUCCUCUUUGACGUCCUCCCAUUUUCCAUUAUUUAAUAACUGAAGCUCAGCCAAAAAGCUGGUGCCCACAUGCUAACUCACCCCUGUGCUUGCUGCUCUACAUUGGUUUCUGGUUUCAGCAACUUCUUGAAGGUUAAAAUUUAAUCCUCAUUUUGAAAUUGCCUCUCGCUAUACCUGUGGCUUCAUCUAGCCCACCACUGUCUGAAAUGAUCAGGCAUUCAUUUAAUUCUGACCUCUUGAACAGCCUCAAAUGUUAAUUCAUUCACAAUUGAUGGCUGUACAUUCAGCUACCUUGGUCCCAAUUCCCUCCAUAAACCUCAUCCGCCUCUAUCUGACUUCCAUUUUUUUUUAAGUUGCUCCUUAAAACCAACUUCUUUGACUAAUGUCAGGGGAGAUGGCAGCUUAGUGGCAGUGUCACUGGGCAGGUGAUUCUGAAGCCCAGGCUCAUUCCCUGGAGCAAUGAACUCAAAUUCCACCAUAAUAACUGGUGGAUUUAAAUUUAUUUAAUAAAAUCUAGAAUUCAAAGCUACCUUCAGUAAUGUUGAAAUCAUUGCAGAGUGCCAUUAAAAACUCAUCUAGUUCACUAAUGUCCUUUAGAGAAGGAAAUCUGCCAUCUUUUCCUGUCUAUGGCUCCAGUCCCACAAAAGUUUAAUUGAUUCUUAACUACCCUCUGAGAUGAUUAAAUAAACCACUCACUUGAUGAGCAAUUAAGGAUGGGCAAUAAAUGCUAACCUCGUCAUCAACAUCCAUAUCUUAUCAAAGAAUAAAAAACUUCAGGUUAUCUGCAUUAUAUAACACUUAUUCCACCAUCCUCAUACUCAAAAUAAUUAGAGUUCAUAGAAGUUUCUUCCAAAAUUAGAAUCUCUAUAGCAUCCCAAUAUCAACUUGAGCUUUCCUGCUAUUCACCUCUCCUGUAAAUCUUUAGAGCUUCAUUCUCAGACACUGAAGAAACAGUUGGCUUGUCAGUGGUGUCCAACUUUGUGAGAAGGAAGGUAGGAACCCAGAAAUUUGAAAUUGGGAGGAAUGUGUGAUAAAUUGAAUUAAAAUGCGUAGGUUACUCAGGUUAUAUUCUCACAGGAAUAACGCCUUGCAUUUCACUUCUUACAUUUGAAUAUCCAAUCACUAAUAACAAAACAAACAUAUACAUGUAACACUACGCAAAUGUGCGAGAAGCUACUAUUUUUCAUAUUGCAUUCUUCAAAUGGGCAAAAUUUUAAAUGACUGAAAAAUGAAAAGCACUGCAGGUGUGGUUGUGUGGUGCCAUGCAGCUUUAAAAUCCUUUGCAGCAAAACAAAAUGUCCAACAUUAAAACAAGGAAUUCUUGAUUGUAAUUAAGCAGACUGUUUGUAAAAAUGCCAGAUUUUAUCUAUUCAGCAAAGUUGUAAUCUAUUUUAGCAAAGUGUGCAAUGUAACAGGAAAUAAUAGCUGAAACCAUGUGAUCUUUGUUAUUACAAUAAAACAAUUAUUGGCAUAAAUCAGUUUAAAGGUGCUAUUCUGAGUAUGGAUCGAAUAAAUAUAAUUGGAAAGUAAUGUGCAAUUUCAUGCAUUUGUCUGAAGAACACCUCCCUGCCAAUUUAAUUGUGUUGCUAACCUGGCUAAAAUAAACAUAUUUUUGCCUCUUAAAAGAAAAAUUUAGAUGAAUGUUCUAAUUUCUUAAAUGUUAAAAGCUUCCAGAUAUAUCAAUGAAUGAGUAUAUUUGCUCCUCCUGGUGGAAUGGAGCAAUUUCUCUUUUUUGUAUUAUUACUAUGAAACUCGUGAUUUUGU
Messenger RNA from Chiloscyllium plagiosum (whitespotted bambooshark), 5292 nucleotides. Lineage: Eukaryota; Metazoa; Chordata; Chondrichthyes; Orectolobiformes; Hemiscylliidae. The record is from RefSeq and is a predicted model, not a curated record.